UGCCACCUCCUGUGCGCAGGCGCGUGUACACGGAAGUGAUGUGUAGCCUUGGUGGCAGCGUUCGGUCGGCUUCCUGUCAGCUCCGACGCUUUGUGUCGGUUUGGGGGUCCGGAGCGGCCGGAGCCUGAGCCCGAACCUGAACCCAGUAAAUAUAUACAAUGGCUGAGUUUAAUAAUUUCAACACAGAUUUCUUCCAGUCAAGUUAUAGCAUUGAUGACCAAGGGCAAACGUAUGAUUACAGUGCUGCAGGGGACCCCUAUCAGAACAGGCACUAUGAUGGUCAUACACAGCAAGCUGGGUAUUUUCAUCCAACAGGACCACAACAACCAUACACAGGACAGAUCUACCAGCCAACGCCAACCUUCACCCCAAGCUCCUCACAGUCCGUAUAUAGUAACAGUUUUGAAGAUGAGGCUCCAUUAUUGGAAGAACUGGGUAUUAACUUCGAUCACAUCUGGCAGAAGACACUAACUGUUCUCCAUCCACUCAAAGCAGCAGACGGAACCAUUAUGAAUGAGACUGAUCUGGCUGGACCCAUGGUAUUCUGUUUAGCAUUUGGAGCCACAUUACUAUUGGUUGGAAAAAUCCAGUUUGGUUAUGUGUAUGGUAUCAGUGCCAUUGGGUGCCUUGGUAUGUACUGUCUUUUGAACUUGAUGAGUAUGACCGGUGUCUCCUUUGGCUGUGUAGCCAGUGUCCUUGGAUACUGUCUUCUUCCAAUGAUUAUCCUGUCAAGCUUUGCUGCAGUUUUCUCCUUGCAGGGUAUGAUGGGCAUAAUCAUUGCUGCUGUCAUUAUCGGCUGGUGCAGUUUGUCAGCAUCUAAAAUCUUUAUCUCUGCCUUGGCAAUGGAGGGGCAGCAAUUACUGGUAGCAUAUCCUUGUGCUUUAUUGUAUGGAGUUUUUGCUCUCAUCUCUGUUUUCUAAGGAAUUUUGUGAAUGGAAUGUGGCUCCAUAUUCUGAAUUCAAACAGAAGCAGAUACAAAUCCCUGGCAUUCAAAUGGUUUAAAGACUUUGGCUUCCUGCCACCAAAGUAAUUAUGACUCUUCUGAUUCCAAGAUUUGGGGAGUAGUUGAAGCACAUUCCUAAAUUACUGCUUUUUUGCUGCCCAAUUCAGAGGCUGAAAAUGCUAAUUCAGGUUGGAAAUCAUUUUUGACAACAGAUUUUGCUGAUUGGCAUAAUCGUAUGAAGAAGUUUUGUCUUUGUAAUGCAGUUUCACCAUAAUGUGUGGAAGAAUGAUGUUUUUGUGAGAUGGGAUGUCAGGACCCAGAAAGUAUUUCGUCAAGAAGAUGUAAAUAGAGAGUAGAGUGCAAUGCUGAAAAAACAAAUUCCAUUCUUAAUUCAUAUUCAAAAUUCUGUCAUGCAAUUCGUGCACCCUCUGGACCAAAAUGCUUUUGUUCUCCUUCAGGAGUCAGAAUUUAAUCCUGGGGUGGAAGGAGUUUCAAAAUAUGUUAUGCAAGCUCUAUAAUAAUUGUUUUCAAGGAAAUAUCCCAGUCCAAAAUUUCUUGCUAUGCAGCAUAAAUUGUUUAGUUUGCAAAUUAGUUAUUAUUGGAUAACCGUGUUUAUUUGGCCUAUGGGAAAGGUAACAAUAUAAUUCCAGCUCCAUUAUAAACCAGUUUUUUUAAAGUUGCCUGUUUUUUUCCCCCUGUUUAUGCAACUUUCCCUAUCCUGGACAUUUGUAAUAAAUUGAUUAAUUUCUG
Messenger RNA from Mobula hypostoma (lesser devil ray), 1693 nucleotides. RefSeq names its product Yip1 domain family, member 5 (gene yipf5). NCBI's taxonomy places the organism in Eukaryota, Metazoa, Chordata, Chondrichthyes, Myliobatiformes, Myliobatidae. Gene Ontology annotation, biological process: regulation of ER to Golgi vesicle-mediated transport; vesicle fusion with Golgi apparatus; endoplasmic reticulum to Golgi vesicle-mediated transport. The transcript is spliced from 6 exons. Gene Ontology annotation, cellular component: membrane; trans-Golgi network. The coding region runs from base 159 to 920 and encodes 253 amino acids. The record is from RefSeq and is a predicted model, not a curated record.